Molecule: messenger RNA, 1695 nt
Organism: Neohortaea acidophila
Lineage: Eukaryota; Fungi; Ascomycota; Dothideomycetes; Mycosphaerellales; Teratosphaeriaceae
Product: peptidyl-prolyl cis-trans isomeras-like protein-like 2
Exons: 3
Coding region: 1-1695 (564 amino acids)
Biological process (GO): protein polyubiquitination; protein folding; protein peptidyl-prolyl isomerization
Cellular component (GO): catalytic step 2 spliceosome
Molecular function (GO): peptidyl-prolyl cis-trans isomerase activity; ubiquitin-ubiquitin ligase activity
Source: RefSeq, a predicted model, not a curated record
AUGGGCAAAGGCACGGACAAGCUGUACAUCACGCACAGCGAGUGGUCCUCCGAAGACGCCUUCUCCGCUGCCGCGGGCGCAAACGCGCGCAAAGGCACCACCGUAGGCGCCAGCUUCAGACGCCUCCCCUUCAGCUACUGCGCCCUCUCCCUCCAACCCUUCGAGCACCCCGUCUGCACCGCCGAGGGCACCACCUUCGACCUCACCAACAUCUUGCCGUGGAUCAAGAAGCAUGGCACGAAUCCCGUAGAUGGCGAGCCGCUCAAGAGAAGCGAGUUGAUCAAACUCACCUUUGCCAAGAACGAUGAUGGGGAAUACGUGGACCCGGUCACUUUCAAGGUGCUCACUGAUAACACCCACAUUGUCGCUUUGAAGAAUACUGGCAACGUCUUUAGCUGGGAUACGGUGGAGCGGCUGAAUGUCAAGGCCAAGAAUUGGAAGGAUCUGGUGAGCGACGAGGACUUUAAGCGAAGCGAUAUCAUCACUUUGCAAGAUCCACAGAAUAUCGCUAGCAGAGACUUGAGCAAGUUCAGGUUCCUGCAGGAUGGCGAGAGCGCGUUGACCCCCGAGCAGGAGAGGACAAAGAGCGCCGGGAUCAAUGAGGACAGUCUGGGCUCGGCCGCAAAGAUCCUCAAGGCGAAAGCCGCCGUUGCUCAGGCGAGAGCGAAUCGGGAGAAGCAAGGCAAUGGUGCCGGCUCAGUCGAGGCGCAAGCGCUGGCUAAUGCCCGGAAAGCCCAUUCCGAUGUCGCCAAGUCAUCCCGAACCACCAAACCCUUGCCAUACAACGCCGCCCAGCACACCACCGGCCAAGCAGCCGCCUCUUUCACUUCCACCGGACUCACCCCCAACACAUCCACCGAGCGCGCUCUUCUCACCGAUGAAGAGUACAUGCUUAAGCCAAAGCGAGUGAAGGAGAAGGGGUAUGCCCGUGUGACGACCAAUCUCGGCGAGCUGAACCUCGAAUUGUACCCCGAGUACGCCCCCAAAGCCGUGUGGAAUUUCGUCCAGCUGUCCAAACGUGGCUACUACGACGGAGUCAAGUUCCACCGAAACAUCAAAAACUUCAUGAUCCAAGGCGGCGACCCGACAGCGACUGGCCGAGGUGGACAGAGCUGUUGGGCCAAACCAUUUGCCGACGAAUUUGGCGGACCGCUUGUCCACGACGCAAGGGGCGUGUUGUCCAUGGCCAACAAAGGAAAAGAUACGAAUACUUCGCAAUUUUUCCUCACCUAUCGAGCCGUUCCGCACUUGAACAGGAAACAUACCAUCUUCGGGCGCGUCAUCGACGGCCUCGAUACUCUGAAGCGACUCGAAGCGGUGGACGUGGAUGACAAAGACCGACCGACCGAACGCUGCGAGAUUGAGAGUGUGGUAGUCUAUGUGGACCCUUUUGAGGAAUUCCUGGAGAAGCGCUCCGACAAAGAAGCGGCGGAUGCCAGGAAAGAGGAAAUCAGGAGAGAAGGCGGGGCGGAAGACGACCGGACGACAUGGACGGGCAAAAGAAUCCGCGCCGAUGGAAAGGUGGAGGGCGGGGGUGAAAGCGGCGGGAUUGGAAAGUAUCUCAAGCAGGCUGCUGCGCAACAACAGGCUCCCGACAAGGAAGACGAGAUUGUUGGCGAGUGGGAGGAGGAACCUUUUGCGCCUCCGCCGAAGAAGGCCAAAGUUGGUGGGUUUGGGAACUUUGACGCGUGGUGA